AUGAACCUGAUCGGGUACUCUGAUAGUGAUUGGGGUGGUGGAGUUGAUGAUUCUAGAAGCACAUCUGGAUAUUUUUCCUGUUUGGGGACAAAUUGUUUUAGUUGGAGCUCUAGAAAACAAGAAACUACAACUCAAUCAACAACAGAAGCUGAGUACAUAGCUGCUGCAUCUGUUGUGAAUAAGGUUAUCUGGCUAGAUGAAGGACUUAGGCCAAGAACAAAUACAAGCUAUCAAGAUCAAGUGUUACAACAGUUCAACAGUUUCAAUCUCAAAAAAUCUAGUGUUUCAUGGUCGAACUAA
This is a messenger RNA of Solanum pennellii, 300 nucleotides long. RefSeq lists its product as uncharacterized. The transcript has a single exon. Lineage: Eukaryota; Viridiplantae; Streptophyta; Magnoliopsida; Solanales; Solanaceae. The record is from RefSeq and is a predicted model, not a curated record. The coding region runs from base 1 to 300 and encodes 99 amino acids.